Molecule: messenger RNA, 1051 nt
Organism: Capsaspora owczarzaki ATCC 30864
Lineage: Eukaryota; Filasterea; Ministeriida; Capsasporidae
Exons: 5
Coding region: 25-819 (264 amino acids)
Source: RefSeq, a predicted model, not a curated record
CAGUUCUAUUUUUCCAAUCUUGAUAUGCAGGCACAGCAGCUUCGCGGCUGGUCGGCGGUUGCUGUGGGCGUUGUGCUCGCUCAAAUCGGAUUGUUGGCAAUCUCUGUUGCUGCCCCUCCACCGCCGCAGCCGCCAGCCUGGCCGUCCGCGUUCAAUACAUGCGUCUCCAUGUACGUGUCUUCCAGCGACCGGGAUUUCGUGCGCGCCGGGUGGUAUCUUGACGAGCAGCACCAGGCCGUCCGAUUGGACAGUUAUGGUGUUCCGCUUGCCGUGCUCUGCGAUCGCCAACGCAGAAACACUCUGCUCGCAGGCCGAUUUGCACCGGAUCCGUCUCUGGGUAGCCAAGCGUUGGAUCGCAUGGCCAAACAUGUUGCUGGUCAAUGCGGCGAGGCCGAUGGGAAAUCUUUCGCCGACGAGCAGCCUCCAAUCGCGAUCGCUGCUGGGGUCGGAACAUGCCAGUUGGGACCGCCGCUCUACGUGUUUAUCUGGCACUUUGAUUUGGGCAUCGAGUGGUUUAUUGCACCCGGUCCAGAAGGGUCGAUCUGCCAUCAAUCAAACAUCACUGCAAAGUUUCCGGCACCGCUAAACUUUGACUCUCGGGCCGUCUUCCAAGAGACCUCCGUCGUCAAUGGAACGGAGUUGUGGCACUGGCGCACCGACUACUUUUUGUUUUCCGUCGAUGCCUACUUCCGGACAAACGAUUCGACCCCAUAUCAACUCAUAUACGCCACCUCGUCCAACUUAUUUUCCACCUUCAAUCCAGGCCCCCAGAAUUCCUCGCUGUUUGAGCCACCUUCAGGAGUGAUCUGCGCACCGUAAUCCUUGAUUGUCAUGUUCAAAUUUUGGCUGACAAUGGCAGCGUCAUUUGCGUGUUAUUGGUCCAAUUGUGUCAAAUCUGCAACGCUGGCUGAUGGACUCGAGUCUUCACUUGUCCCUUGUCGCAUCUUCUUUCGGACAUGAGUAGCAAAGAUCUCGGCGACAGAUUCUGAGCAAGUCAACCAGUGAGUCACAGCAACCAAGAACAACAGCAACAGCAAAAAAAAAAAAAAAA